Messenger RNA from Plasmopara halstedii, 1326 nucleotides. RefSeq names its product protein dek. Gene Ontology annotation, biological process: chromatin organization; regulation of double-strand break repair. Gene Ontology annotation, molecular function: histone binding; DNA binding. The record is from RefSeq and is a predicted model, not a curated record. The transcript is spliced from 7 exons. Gene Ontology annotation, cellular component: nucleus. Bases 1 to 1326 code for a protein of 441 amino acids. Lineage: Eukaryota; Oomycota; Peronosporomycetes; Peronosporales; Peronosporaceae.
AUGUUUAGUUUUUGUUUGGUGGCGGCAAAGAUGAGUCACAAGCCAAAAGCGCGCGAGCCAGCCAUGACAAUAGAAUCAGCGCAGAUGCCUGAAUCAACACUGACAGUGGACUCACAAGAUGAUGCAACGAUUUCAUCCUUGGCACUUUCUACGAGUUUAGGUGGUCGUGUGCGCAAGACGACGCAAAUGUUUACAUUCUCACAAACUAAAAGUGAUGAUCCGGAUGUGUUCUCGCCACCUGUGGGCAAAGGCAUUAAACUGCGAGAGAUCGAAUUUAUUGCGGACAAUAUCGAAGCACUCGGUAAGAAGCAAGUGGACAUGAUUAAGCAACUUUAUAACAUCAUGUAUGGUCGACGCUUUCAGCAGAAGAAUGUGAAAGUGAUUAAAGAGCACAUUCUUGACUUUUCGGGAAUUAUCGAACAGGACGAAAAGUCACGUGAGCAACUUAUGGCAAAAAUGAGCAAGUGGAAAAUGGCGUUUGUGCACGAAGUGAUGGAUCUACUAGCAGUGGAUCGGUCUAAAAAGUCUUUUGAGGAGCAAGGAAAAUCUCAUAACAAGGAGACGUUGCUUGACCGAUUGGCUGACUGGCUUUACAAUCCACAGGCAACAAAAUUUGCUGAAAAGAAGGCUGCGAUUGCAGCAAAGAAGGAGAAGCAGAAGAUGAAUAAGCGUGCGAAAAAGAUUAAAGCUACCAAGAAGAUCGACAGUGAGCCUGCAAAGAAGAAGCGAAAGACAAGUAAAAAGAAGACUGUUGCUGAUAGUGAUCAAGAGAAAGAUGAACUCGAGGUUACUGAGUCCGAAGACGAAGAAUCAUCUAGCGAAUUUGAAGAAAUGAAGAAGCCGACGAAGAAACGAAAAAUCGUUAAACGACCUAAAAAGUCUCCUAUAGUAGAAAGCGACGGGGAGGAUGACUCUCAAGACGAGAAAAUGUCCGACGCUACUGCUGAUACGGAUGAAAAGCAGUCUGAAGAUGAAAAGCAGCCUCAAUCUGAAAAGCAGCCAACUUCUGUGGAGCCUACUAUUGCAGAGGAGUCGAUUGCCAAGAAAUCUGCUACUGAAUCUAAAGAGCCUGCUGUUGAUGCAAGAGAUUCCGAUAAGUCCUCAGACAAAGUUGGAAAGUCCAAAGGUGAUGCUAACGAAGAAGCAAAGUCAAACACUAAGACUUUAGACGCUGAUUUAUGCAGCAAAAUCCGAGAUAUUAUUGCUCAUGGCAAUGCCGAGGAGUUAACAGUGAAAAAGAUCGUGCGGCAGCUGAAUGCGGACCUAGGACGGGAUUUUUCUGCUCAGAAGAAGGCUAUUAAGGAGUUUAUUCAGGCCGAGGUUUAG